Strongyloides ratti is the source of this 1479-nucleotide messenger RNA. Its product is annotated as Inwardly rectifying potassium channel 3. Gene Ontology annotation, cellular component: plasma membrane. The transcript is spliced from 6 exons. The record is from RefSeq and is a predicted model, not a curated record. Lineage: Eukaryota; Metazoa; Nematoda; Chromadorea; Rhabditida; Strongyloididae. Gene Ontology annotation, molecular function: inward rectifier potassium channel activity. The coding region runs from base 1 to 1479 and encodes 492 amino acids. Gene Ontology annotation, biological process: potassium ion import across plasma membrane; regulation of monoatomic ion transmembrane transport.
AUGUAUUCUUUGAAAGAAAUGCCUCAUAGUUUUCUGGAGAAGGGUAAACAAUUGAUGGAAGAAAGUUAUCUUUCUGAUGAUAAUCCUCUUCUAUAUCAUAAUGGAAAAUCUUUUAAUGAUAGUGAAAGGCAACUAACUCAUAGAUCAAAAUUAAAAAGACAGAGAAAUAGACUUGUACAAAAACAUGGAAUUUGUAAUAUAUCAUUAGUUAAUGUACCAAUGCAACAUCGUGGUUAUUUUAGAGAUAUUUUUAAUACUAUUCUUGAAAUUAAAUGGCGUUGGUGUAUUUUCUUUUUUUGUAUGUCAUUUGCCAUUAGUUGGCUAUUUUUUGCUUUAAUUUAUUGUAUCAUUUCUAUUUAUCAUGGUGAUUUUGAACAUAAUGAAGAAGAUUGGAAACCAUGUGUUCAAAAUGGGAAUUCUUUUUUAAAUAUUUUUAUGUUUUCUUUUACAUCGCAAACUACAAUAGGAUAUGGAUAUAGAUAUCCAACUGAUUCAUGCCCUAUAAUAAUUUUAAUUAUGAUGGUACAAUUUAAAUUAGGUGUUAUAUGUCAAGCUUUAAUGACUGGAGUUAUUUUUGCCAAAUUAGCACGUCCAAUCAAAAGAGCAGCAACAAUAAUAUUUAGUAAGAAUGCUGUUAUUUGUAUGAGAAAUGGUAAAUUAUGUCUUCUAUUUCGUGUUGGUGAUAUGCGCAAAAGUUCUUUAGCCGAAGCUCAUGUUAGAUUACAGAUGAUUAAAAAACAUACAACAGAAGAAGGAGAAAUUUUACCAUUUCAUCAAUAUGAUAUGAAUGUUGGAUAUGAUUUAGGAUUAGAUAGAGUUGUUGUAAUGUGGCCUAUUACAAUUUGUCAUAUCAUUAAUGAAGAUAGUCCAUUAUAUGAAAUGUCAAAAGAAGAUUUACAAACUUCACAAUUUGAAAUUAUUGCUAUUUUGGAAGGUGUUGUUGAGUCUGUUGGUUCAACAACACAAGCAAGAACUAGUUAUCUUCCAAAUGAAGUUUUAUGGGGAAGAAGAUUUGAUAAAUUGGUUACCUAUCAGAAAGAUAAUGGAGCAUAUCAAAUUGAUUUUGGAAAAUUUCAUAAUACAAUUGGUGUUGAUACACCUACUUGUUCUGCAAAAGACAUUGAUGAGAGUGAAGUCGAUAAUAUAGAUGGAAUAUCAUGUAAUAUUCAUAAUUUUUCACCAUAUAUUACAAUUGAAGAUGUUCCUGAUUAUGAUGUUUCAACAUAUCUUCCCAGUGGAACAGACAGUAAAAUAACAUCUACUGGACAAAUACAUGAACAGUCAUCGGACGAAAACGAAAAAUUUUUAACAAAAAGAAAUAAUCAAAGAAAAUAUUCUUUAUCAGCACGAUCUACAGUUUGUUUUCCAUCAGCACAUAAGCUUUCUGUUCGAAGUUCACGUUUUUCUACAUACCAUCCAUAUCAACUUUCAGCAGGUAAACGAUCAGGAAGUGUUCAUUUUGGACAUGACAUAUUUUAA